Tricharina praecox is the source of this 569-nucleotide messenger RNA. RefSeq lists its product as uncharacterized. The coding region runs from base 36 to 293 and encodes 85 amino acids. The record is from RefSeq and is a predicted model, not a curated record. Lineage: Eukaryota; Fungi; Ascomycota; Pezizomycetes; Pezizales; Pyronemataceae. The transcript has 2 exons.
CCAAACCACCCCCACCCUCAAUCACUCCCAUCAAAAUGCAGUUCUCCACCAUCUUCACCACCCUCAUGGCCGCCGCCGCCGUCUCGGCCGUCGCCAUUCCCACCGGCUCGUCCGGCGAUUCUUGCACCAUCAACGACAGCACCACCGGCAAGAAGGUCUGCUGCAGCAGCCUGCUCGGCGGCAUCACCUGCCUCAUCGGCAUCUGCGACCUCACCGUCCUCGGCGGCAGCAACCAGUGCUGCGAGGUCAACCAGCUCGGCCUCAUCAACAUCGGUGGCUGCAUCGCCGCCUAAAUCCGUCAGCAGCACGGACCGGCGCGAAAUCGCGAGGGGGGAUCGGGAGGAUCGGGGGUGAUUUCGAGGGGAGGAACACGGGAGGGGCUAGGCUGGUGGAUUGGAAGGGUAUCUCGGAAGUGAACGGUAUGGGGAUCGGAGGUCUUUAUGUUGACAUUCGUUUAAUGAUCUGUUAUUGCGGGCAUGAGUGGAGGAAACGGGUCUGGGAGUAAUUGGUUGGCGGUUGGUGGAUGUACUAGUAGUUACUCGGCAGAUGAUAAAACCUUUGCUUGAAUC